This is a messenger RNA of Suillus plorans, 2111 nucleotides long. RefSeq names its product guanine nucleotide binding protein, alpha subunit. The record is from RefSeq and is a predicted model, not a curated record. Gene Ontology annotation, molecular function: GTPase activity; G-protein beta/gamma-subunit complex binding; G protein-coupled receptor binding. The transcript is spliced from 9 exons. Gene Ontology annotation, biological process: G protein-coupled receptor signaling pathway. Gene Ontology annotation, cellular component: heterotrimeric G-protein complex. Lineage: Eukaryota; Fungi; Basidiomycota; Agaricomycetes; Boletales; Suillaceae. Bases 116 to 1675 code for a protein of 519 amino acids.
CAAUGUGAUGCGACGGGCUGUGACUGCCUUGCUCUUUAAUAGUUCUCUCGAAACCAUUCUCGUAUAAGUAAUACAACGGCUUUUUGUCUCUCUCCGCACUUGUCUUUGUACCACGAUGAUACGAACUUCUUCCAUUCGUAGCCAAGAUGACCCCUUGUCUCUUGCCAUAAGGCCUCCUCCAGAAGAAUCAGACUCAGAUCGCCAUAUUCGGCUGCAGCACGAAGCCGAAGCGCGUCGAAUCUCAGAACAGAUAGACGAAGAACUCAGGUUUGAGAGGGAAAGGUUGAAAAAGUCCAAAAGUGAUGUCAAGUUACUUCUCCUUGGCCAGGCUGAAUCUGGCAAAUCAACCCUGCAAAAGCAGUUUCAGCUUAUGUAUAGCCCUGCUUCUCUUGAAAGCGAGCGCAUGUCAUGGAGAACCGUCGUAUAUUUCAAUGUCGUGCGAUCUAUUAAAAAGAUCCUUACAACCCUGGAAGCUUGGGACGACAUCGAUGAUGGGAGUGACUCUCAGAGCACUCUCGAGCGUCAGGAACUCGGUGAUUAUCUUCCCACUCGGGCUUCAAGUUCGGCAACACCCAGUAUACACAGUUCACAAAUCGGGGUAGCCCUUUCGCCGCCGUCACCUACGUCACCCACUAGUCCAACAGCGUCUAGUCCCAUUCGGGGAUCGACUGCGAUAUCUGAUCUCCGGCGACGACUUCUACCACUCACAAAUACUGAGCCUCAGCUUGCUGAUGGACUAAGUGGGGGCGUCUCUGUGUCAGGGUCCGGCAAAGGCGAAGUUUACGUUCGAAGCGGAUGGCAGGCGAGGACCAUCCAAAAAGGUCAGAAGCUACUCCGCAGGCAACCAAAGCCCAGUUCACCCGAGGACGAACUGACGAUUGAGCGUCCCGGAACAGCUCUGUCAGUUAUCGAUGCUGACCCUCUUGUGGAUGAUGUCGCAAGAAUGUUGGAACAGUCAAGGGAAGAUAUCAGGACCUUGUGGGAGAACCAGGUUGUCCGUGCCUUGAUGACAAGUCGAAAAUUAAAGCUAGAUGAGUGGUCAGAGUUUUUCUUGAAUGACAUCUCACGUAUCUCGGCACGGAAUUAUGUACCGUCCACUGAUGAUAUUCUCCAUGCACGCAUCCAAACUAUGGGUGUUGCUGAGCACAUUUUUGACGUUGACAUUCAUGGCAAGACUGUGACGUGGCAUCUCUUUGACGUUGGUGGCGCCAGGGGACAGCGUCAUUCGUGGGUGCCGUACUUCGACGACGCAAACGCCAUAAUUUUUGUCAGCCCAAUCAGUGCUUUUGAUCAGUACCUCGAGGAAGAUCCUCGCACCAACCGUAUCGACGACUCGCUUCAACUCUUUACACAGAUCUGCUCCAAUCUGCUCCUCAAGAAGGUCCAUCUAGUCUUAUUCCUGAACAAGACUGAUAUCCUAAAAAAGAAGCUUGAACGAGGGCUAUCUGUCUCAAAAUACAUUCUCUCGUAUGGCGACCGUCCAAACGAGUACGAGUCGGUUGUACAGUACUUCCGUGCCCACUUUCUCCAAGUCCACAGACGGAAUAACGAAAACAGACGUGUGCUGUAUACGCACUUGACCAAUGUUGUUGAUACCAAGGCAACCCAAAGCAUCAUAGGAAACGUACGAGACUCGAUUUUCCGAGGAUACUUGCAAUCUGCUGCGCUCGUCUGAGUUCCUCGAUGUUGUGUUUGAUACCCGGCGCAUAAUGACACUGUCUAACUCUGCCACGAUCUGCUAUGCUUUCUUGUCGAACUGCUUUUCCAUACACGUCCAUAUCCAGAUUGUUUCCGUUGUCCCACGUACAUUAUCCUUACUCUUACUUAUAUUAUUUGUGUUUUAUGUUGCACUUUCAUCUUCCUCAAACCAUUUUGUUGUUUUGUCUGUAACAUCCAAAGUGUAUUCCUGUGGUCUUGUGACGAGUCUGUUAUUAUCGUUAUUACUGCUCGCCGUUACAUCCCAUCAAGUACUGUACAUCGUGAUUAGCUACUUAGAGGUGUGCUGAAAUCAUGAUUCAUGGAUGAUACAUGGGCGCAUAUAUAUAUUAUGGAAACGGUUAAGGUCCAAUAAGGAUCUGCCUGAGGUAUUGACCCGCCUAUGCCUCAUGACG